Tarenaya hassleriana is the source of this 1346-nucleotide messenger RNA. RefSeq names its product basic leucine zipper 9-like. Bases 289 to 1131 code for a protein of 280 amino acids. The record is from RefSeq and is a predicted model, not a curated record. The transcript has 5 exons. Gene Ontology annotation, biological process: regulation of DNA-templated transcription. Gene Ontology annotation, molecular function: DNA-binding transcription factor activity. NCBI's taxonomy places the organism in Eukaryota, Viridiplantae, Streptophyta, Magnoliopsida, Brassicales, Cleomaceae.
AAAACCAACAUUGAAACAUCAUUAGAUUGUGAUUAGCGCCGUAAUAACCAUGUGGUACUGAGAAUUGAAUUGAGUGGAAAAGCAGAGCCUCCCUUUGCGUUUUCUUUCUUUUUUUUGGGGGGCUUGGGAUUGUGAAAGUGGAAAUGAGGACGUUGCAUUGACUAAGCAAAUCUUGCUUCGCCAUUAAGAAGUUCCAUAAAGUUGGCAACUUUAAAUUUAAGUGACCUUCCAAAGUGCUUGUAUAAAAUCGCCACCCCUCUCUCUCUCUCUUUCCCACGCUGAGUGGAAAUGGAUGACAAGGCAGGCAUGAAGAGAAGCGCUUCCGAGUUGGCGUUCGAGGAGUAUCUCAUGAAAGCCAUUUCCUCCUCACCAGAAUCCACCAUUGACACGAUCCCUUCAGACCCUUCGUCGUUUGAUUCCAAGAACAGGGAUUACACUUGUGGAUUGGAAGAGAGCCUUUUCUGGAUUGAGGGCAUAACUCCUCUUGCCACCAUUGAUGCCCAUUCAUCCAUCUGUGAGAAUCUGUCAGCUGAUAGCCCGUCGUCCACAAAUAAGCCCGAGGCAAGAGGAGAAGCUCGGAGAGCUGGGAGUGGAUCCUCCAAUGACCACUCUGACGAAGAAGAGGAUGCAGAGACAGAAGCUGGUCAAUCUGAACAGACCGAUGCUCCUAACGAUAUCAAACGUCUUAGAAGGAUGUUCUCGAACAGGGAAUCUGCAAGGCGCUCAAGGAGAAGAAAGCAAGAGUACUUGCAAGAUCUCGAGUCACACGUUGAGAAUCUGAGGGGCCAAAACUCAAACUUGUACAAGCAGCUAAUAGGCGCAACCCAGCAGUUCCAAAAUGCUGAUACAAGUAACAGAGUUCUUAAAUCAGACGUCGAAACACUUAGAGUCAAGGUGAAACUAGCUGAAGACUUGGUGGCAAGAGGGUCGCUCACAAGCAGCUUGAAUCAACUUCUUCAAACCCAUCUAACGCCAUCACCACCUCAACCAAUCAACACUCUGCGCUUUGCUGCGGGGAGGAAUCCCUCAACCACCGCCAUUACAGUCCAUGACGAGCAAUCUUCCAUUACCAGACAGAACUCAAGUCUUGGACUCUGUUGUAACAUACCCAGUGAUGAUAUUUGGCCAUGAGGCUUCUCCUCAGCAAAUGUGUGAUGACCCCUCGGCCAAAUCUCCUGUGCGGGUUUCUGUCUCACUAGAUAGAACUACAAGCAAAUAAAGUAAUGUCUUAUUUGUUUUAUAAAGAGAUUCAAGAUUAGUUCAAAGCUAAAAGCAGCUCCAAGAACAUUCUGACCCCAUAACCACAAAUGGUCAACUUGAACAAGGCAGAAAAAAGGUUCUGUUUU